Messenger RNA from Striga asiatica, 2418 nucleotides. The record is from the annotation of a GenBank genome assembly. NCBI's taxonomy places the organism in Eukaryota, Viridiplantae, Streptophyta, Magnoliopsida, Lamiales, Orobanchaceae.
AUGAGGGGAUGGUGCUGCCCUGUUGGUGCCGCCCUUUUGCUCCGGUGCUGCGGUUCGGUGAUGGAGCGGCUCCGGUGCUGUGGCUCUGCGGUGAGUCCCUGUCUCGGUUUCGCGAUUGUUGACCACCGUGGAGCUGCGGCGGGUUUUGGACGAGGUGAAGCUCAGCGGGAAGGGGUCGGGUGCGGCUCCGGCGGCUUUCAGUCUCUGGCCGGAGUGGCUAGGGCUGAUACUUCAGCUCGGCUCCCUCUCCCGGUUCUCUGUCACGGGGUCCUUGGUUUGCUUGCCAAUCGGUUCCGAGUUGCUAGUGGUGUUAGUCGGCUCGGCCCGGCUCGGUGGUGGAUGAGUUCACUCUCUUACGCGGGGUCUUGGAGUGUUUGCUGUUGGCAGUUAGGCAGUGGAGGGGUCGGCCUUCUCGGGCUAAGGGAUUCCUCUGAGGUCGAUUUGGUGCUUGGUGUUUCAUGUGUUUUUGGUUUGGCCUUUGGCCCUGUGAGCCCGAGUGUCACAUUUAUUAUCCUGUUGGGAUCAGACACUCGGUUUCUGAAAAUGGCGCUUAAGCUUCCAGCGGGAGAGGCUGCUAAGGUGGCCUUUAGUUCAAUUGGUCGUGGAUAUGAUAUCUCCUUAGAUCUUAGACUAAAGUAUUGUAAGGGUGAUUCUCGUUUGAUUGAGAUUGAUGAGGAUCAGGGUCUUGAGGUUGUUCUUCCAACUGGAGUUUCAGUUCCUCACGUGUCGAAAUCUAUCAAAUGCGAUAAAGGGGAGCGGACGAGGUUUCGUUCCGACAUUCUCACCUUCCAGCAGAUGUCUGAGCAAUUUAAUCAAGAGCUAUCAUUGACUGGAAAGAUUCCUUCAGGGUUCUUCAAUGCUAUGUUUGAGUUUUCUGGUUGUUGGCGGAAAGAUGCUGCAUACACUAGAACCCUUGCGUUCGAUGGAGUAUUUAUAACACUGUACACAGUUGCACUAGAAAAGUCACAGAUGGUGCUUAAGGAUCACGUGAAGAAAGAAGUUCCAUCGACAUGGGAGCCUGCGGCAUUGGCAAGGUUUAUUAGUAAGUUUGGCACUCAUGUUAUUGUUGGCAUGAAGAUGGGCGGUAAGGAUGUAAUUUACAUGAAACAGCAGCAUUCUUCAUCACUCCAACCAGCUGAUGUGCAAAAAAAGUUGAAGUCUAUGGCAGAUAAGAGGUUCAUGGAUGCAAAUGCACAAAAUGAGCUGGAUUCCGAGCAAAUAUACCAAAGCCAGAAGUUUGAAAUGAAGGAGUCGCGGCUCAGGUUCGCAGAUAAUGGCACAUUAAGUUCUUAUUCACAUAAAGAUGUGAGUCUUUUAACUUUCAUGGUCGCAAUGUCACUGGACAUCGUUAGCAUCUGCAAAAGAAGAGGAGGAAGUGAUGGAGGAAGUUUGACACACAGUGAGUGGCUACAAACAGUUCUGUUGGAGCCUGAUGUCAUCUCCAUGUCCUUUAUACCGAUAACAUCCUUGCUAAAUGGUGUUCCUGGAAGUGGCUAUUUGAGUCAUGCCAUAAAUCUUUAUUUGCGCUUCUCAAGCCAUUCUAGAUGUAACCCUAUUCUUCGUGAUGUAGACAAGCCGCCAAUCGAAGAGCUUCACCAGUUUCUGGAAUUCCAGCUGCCUCGGCAGUGGGCACCUGUGUUUAGCGAUCUUCCCCUUGGCCCUCAACAAAGACAGCAAAGUUCAGCUUCAUUGCAGUUUAGUCUCAUGGGCCCCAGACUCUUUGUAAAUACUACAUUGGUUGAUGCGGGCAAGCGGCCGGUGACCGGGAUGCGAUUGUACCUCGAGGGCAAGCGCGGCAACCGCCUAGCAAUCCACCUCCAGCACCUCUCCUCUCUCCCCUCAAUCUUCCAGCUGGCGGACUGCCGCUGCCCUCCGGCCCACCCCCACGACCGCAAAUACUUCGAAAAAGUACAGUGGAAGAGCUUCUCCCACGUGUGCACGGCCCCCGUCGAGUCGGAAGAGGACCUCUCCAUCGUGACCGGGGCCCAGCUGCAGGUCGGUGAGCACGGCUUCAGGAACGUGCUCUUCCUCCGCCUCCGCUUCUCGACCGUGGCUGGGGCCGUGGCUGUGAGGUACCCCGAGUGGGACGGGUCCCCAGGCCUGACUCGCAAAUCGGGCCUCAUUUCCACGCUCAUCAGCACCCACUUCACGUCUCCCCAGAACCAGAAGAAGCAGCCUUUGCCGGCGGAUGUGAAUGUUAAUUCGGCUGUGUACCCUGGGGGCCCGCCCGCGCCCGCGCAGGCUUCGAAGCUGCUGAGGUUCGUGGACGUGACGGAGAUGAUGCGGGGCCCGCAGGAGGCGCCGGGGUACUGGGUGGUGUCGGGGGCGAGGCUGGUGGUGGAGCGCGGGAAGAUCUCAAUCCGGGUUAAGUACUCGUUGCUCACGGUUGUACAACCGGACGAUGAUGUGGUGGAAUGA